Molecule: messenger RNA, 5100 nt
Organism: Condylura cristata (star-nosed mole)
Lineage: Eukaryota; Metazoa; Chordata; Mammalia; Eulipotyphla; Talpidae
Gene: TLL1
Product: tolloid-like 1
Exons: 21
Coding region: 278-3316 (1012 amino acids)
Biological process (GO): proteolysis
Molecular function (GO): metalloendopeptidase activity; zinc ion binding; calcium ion binding
Source: RefSeq, a predicted model, not a curated record
GCAGCCGCCCCUCCCCGCCUCGGGGAGCGCCUCACCUGCCCUCCGCCCACCCGCGGGCCCGCCGCCAACUUCUCCCUGCAACGGGGGUAACUGGCAGUUCCUGCCCUCUCUACUGUCCCGACCGCACCUGCAUGUCUCCGGACACCUGAGCGCCCGGGUCCCGCCUAGGAGCCUCCCGGCGGGGAGGCGAGCGCCGGUCCUCCUCUCCCCGCCGCUCCGGCGGACCGCGGGCGCCGCACCUCCCGCUCGCGUCCCCCCUUUCCUCCAGGGGAGGAGGAUGGGGCUGGACGCGCUUUCCUCGAGGAUGCUCGUGUGGCUGGUGACCUCGGGGAUCGUGUUCUGCGGGGAGCUCUGGGUCUGCGCCGGCCUCGAUUAUGAUUACACUUUUGACGCGAGCGAAGAGGAUAGAGCGGAGACGAUAGAUUACAAGGACCCGUGCAAAGCCACUGUGUUUUGGGGUGAUAUUGCCUUAGAUGAUGAAGACUUAAAUAUCUUUCAAAUUGAUAGGACAAUUGACCUUACACAGAAUCCCUUUGGAAAACUUGGACAUACCACAGGUGGAUUUGGAGACCAUGGUAUGUCAAAGAAACGAGGGGCCCUCUACCAACUGAUAGACAGGAUAAGAAGAAUUGGCUCUGGCUUGGAGCAAAACAGCACAGUGAAGGGGGAAGUACCUCUCAAGUUCUCAGGGCAAAAUGAGAAAAAUCGAGUUCCCAGAGCUGCUACAUCAAGAACUGAACGAAUAUGGCCUGGAGGUGUUAUUCCUUAUGUUAUAGGAGGCAACUUCACUGGCAGCCAACGAGCCAUGUUCAAGCAGGCCAUGAGACACUGGGAAAAGCACACAUGUGUGACUUUCAUUGAGAGGAGUGAUGAAGAGAGUUACAUUGUGUUCACAUAUCGGCCUUGUGGAUGCUGCUCCUAUGUAGGUCGACGAGGAAAUGGGCCUCAGGCAAUCUCUAUUGGCAAGAACUGUGAUAAGUUUGGAAUUGUUGUUCAUGAAUUAGGCCAUGUGAUAGGCUUUUGGCAUGAACACACACGACCAGAUCGAGAUAAUCACGUAACCAUCAUAAGAGAAAACAUCCAGCCAGGGCAAGAAUACAAUUUUCUGAAGAUGGAGCCUGGAGAAGUGAACUCACUUGGAGAAAGAUAUGACUUUGACAGCAUCAUGCACUAUGCCAGGAACACCUUCUCAAGGGGGAUGUUUUUGGAUACUAUUCUCCCCUCUCGUGAUGAUAAUGGCAUACGUCCAGCAAUUGGUCAGCGAACCCGUUUAAGCAAAGGAGAUAUUGCACAGGCAAGAAAGCUGUAUAGAUGUCCAGCAUGUGGAGAAACACUACAAGAAUCCAAUGGCAAUCUUUCCUCCCCAGGAUUUCCAAAUGGCUACCCUUCUUAUACACACUGCAUCUGGAGAGUUUCUGUGACCCCAGGAGAGAAGAUUGUUUUAAAUUUUACUACUAUGGACUUAUAUAAAAGCAGUUUGUGCUGGUAUGAUUACAUUGAAGUCAGAGAUGGAUACUGGAGAAAAUCUCCUCUGCUUGGUAGAUUUUGUGGGGACAAAGUGCCUGAAGUUCUCACCUCCACUGACAGCAGGAUGUGGAUUGAGUUUCGGAGCAGCAGUAACUGGGUAGGGAAAGGCUUUGCAGCCAUUUAUGAAGCCAUCUGUGGAGGUGAGAUACGUAAAAACGAGGGACAGAUUCAGUCUCCUAAUUAUCCUGAUGACUACAGACCAAUGAAAGAAUGUGUGUGGAAAAUAACAGUGUCAGAAGACUUCUAUGUGGGAUUGACCUUUCAAGCCUUUGAGAUUGAAAGACAUGACAACUGUGCCUAUGACUACCUAGAAGUCCGAGAUGGAACCAGUGAAAAUAGCCCCUUAAUAGGGCGUUUCUGUGGUUAUGAUAAACCUGAAGAUAUACGAUCUACCUCCAACACCCUGUGGAUGAAGUUUGUGUCUGAUGGAACUGUGAACAAGGCAGGGUUUGCUGCCAAUUUUUUCAAAGAGGAAGACGAAUGUGCCAAGCCGGCCCGGGGAGGCUGUGAGCAGCGGUGUCUGAACACCCUGGGCAGUUACCAGUGUGCCUGCGAGCCCGGCUACGAGCUGGGACCUGACAAGAGGACUUGCGAAGCGGCUUGUGGCGGACUCCUUACCAAACUUAAUGGCACCAUCACCACCCCUGGCUGGCCCAAGGAGUACCCACCUAAUAAAAACUGUGUGUGGCAAGUGAUUGCACCAACUCAGUACAGGAUUUCUAUGAAGUUUGAGUUUUUUGAGUUGGAAGGCAAUGAAGUUUGCAAAUACGAUUAUGUGGAGAUUUGGAGUGGUCUUUCCUCUGAUUCUAAAUUACAUGGCAAAUUUUGUGGUGCUGAAGUGCCAGAUGUGAUCACUUCCCAGUUCAAUAAUAUGAGGAUCGAAUUCAGAUCUGACAACACUGUAUCCAAGAAGGGCUUCAAAGCACAUUUCUUCUCAGACAAGGACGAAUGUUCCAAGGAUAAUGGCGGGUGUCAACAUGAGUGUGUCAACACUGUGGGAAGCUACGUAUGUCAGUGCCGUAACGGAUUUGUGCUGCAUGAAAACAAACAUGACUGCAAGGAAGCUGAGUGUGAACAGAAGAUCCACAAUCCCAGUGGCCUCAUCACCAGUCCCAACUGGCCAGACAAGUAUCCAAGCAGGAAGGAAUGUACAUGGGAAAUCAGCGCCACCCCUGGCCACCGAAUCAAAUUAACCUUUAGUGAGUUUGAGAUUGAGCAGCAUCAAGAAUGUGCUUACGAUCACUUGGAAGUUUUUGAUGGAGAGACAGAAAAAUCACCAAUUCUUGGACGACUGUGUGGCAACAGAAUACCCGAGCCUCUUGUGGCCACUGGAAAUAAAAUGUUUGUUCGGUUUGUCUCUGAUGCCUCUGUACAAAGAAAAGGCUUUCAAGCCACGCAUUCUACAGAGUGUGGUGGCAGGAUGAAGGCUGAGCAGAAACCCAGAGACCUGUACUCACACGCUCAGUUUGGUGACAACAACUACCCAGGGCAGGUCGACUGUGAGUGGCUACUGGUGUCAGAACGGGGCUCUCGGCUCGAGUUGUCCUUCCAGAUAUUUGAAGUAGAAGAAGAAGCUGACUGCGGCUAUGACUACGUGGAGCUCUUCGAUGGUCUCGAUUCAACAGCAGUGGCACUUGGUCGCUUCUGUGGAUCUGGGCCACCAGAAGAAAUCUAUUCCAUAGGGGAUGCAGUCUUAAUUCAUUUUCACACUGAUGACACAAUCAACAAGAAAGGAUUUCAUAUAAGAUACAAAAGCAUCAGACAUGCAGAUAUGCAUACCAAAAAAUAACACCAAGACCUCCACCAGAACACAGAGGGACGUGCAUAAUGGAGAGAAGACAUAUAUUUUUUAAACUGAAGAAUAUUCGCACAAAUGUUUUAUAUAAUGAGUUUGAGCAGAAGAAAGCUGUAAAACCAGAAUUAUCUCUGUACUAAAAGAGAAGUUUCCAGCUAACCCUGAUCAGCAUUACCAGGAUAUAUGAACCCCAUGGUUGAUGGUAGCUAAAGCUGGAGAAAGGGCAUCACAUCUCCAAGGAAGACGCCAUAAGCUUUGUCUGACAACUUGACAUAGAUUCCUUGCAAUGUGGACAGGAUCUUUGACCCCGUAGAAAGUUCCUUUGGACAAGUUUUCAAGAUUUGAGGGACAUAAAAUAAUCUUGCAAGUCAUAAACUGGAAAACCCUCUUCUUCUAUCUUAGGAUAAUUGCAUUGGCUUUGUAUCUUGGAUACACUGUAAAUCAGAUCCACAGAAGGUGUUGUGAAGUGGGAGUCUUUUGAAAGUGGUGUGAGCUUUAAAUGUGGUUGUGUCUGAUGUUUGGAAACUGGAAUAGCUCAGCUUCAUUGUUUUCACUAGCAGGCCAGAUUAACCUCUUUGAAACACCAAUGAUCUUGAGACAACUUAAUUUUAUCAAUGUUUUGACAGAUUUGAAUUGUCAGUAGUGUCAGUGAUUGCUGUUUAACUCAAUGUCAUUUAUUUAAGUGCUGGAAAACUCCCCAUUGAUUGAUAUACGCAGUUCCUUCUAUGGAAGUGCUACUUUUUCACACCAACUCUGAGAAGCCUUGUGAUGUCUUAGGAACUGAUGAGAAAACAGGUGUGAACAGGAUUCGUCUAAGUGACUGCCUGGAUGGUUCAUACUCAAGUCACCGCUGCUGCUAUUGUCUUUCUUUUGUUGUUCUGUUAGUUGUUAUUGUUCAUGUUGUCAUGGUUAAUGUUGUAUUUAAAAAAUAAUGAAAUGAAGCAGAAAGAGGCCUUGUAAGAGUUGAAAGAUCUCUUUAUUUCUCUUUCUGGAUCCACUUUAAAAAAUGCAGUGUUGGAAAAAUGGAUUCGUUUCUGAAAGACUUUCUAUGGUGCUAUUCCAUUAACCUUUUUUUUUUAAACAAAGUUUUUGAACUUUGAGCCAAACACCUGUAGACUAUGAAUGUCUCCCUAUAUCUGGCUGGUGGUAUUUGAAGACUUCAGUCUUGCUGAGGGUAUCAAGGUCAUAUAUUAUUACAAGGACAGGAUGUGGCCUAUGGAACAACUACUUACAAUGCCUUAGAAUUCUUGCACAUGAUCAAACAGAUCUUCCUAGGAACACACCUUUUGAAAUGUUGAACAUAACAGCCUAUGUUAAUUCACAGGUCUAUAAGGAAACUACAUUUCUGUUUUUGAGAACAAUGGGUCUAAAUAUGGUGACCUGCUUUUAUUGUAGAAAAUGAAUUUUCUGCUUUAAAGUCAUGUGUGCGUUUAAUAUUAUUGUGUAUCUACUGUGAGAGUGUCUGUGUGAAUGAAGCUACAAGAAGGUGAAACAUAGGAGGUGAUGGAAAGGUUAAAAUUUAUGUGCCAAGUUCUAUUAGAAUCCUGUUUAAAACAGCACCUUUCUUAGAAGGUUUCAUGGACAAAUAAUAGGAACUUCUAAUUAUUACCAAUCCCAUCUUAAAAAGGCUCCUUCCUUUAGAGAAUCUUUUUUUUUUAUGUUGGUGGAGUUUGCUGUAUGACAUAAUUCUGUUUCUAUUACCUGUCCAUGAACACUCAAUGUUUAAUAAAAUUGGGGAUUUUUCAUCAUUUUCACAUUAAGCUAUACACACAGAAGUA